AUGAUAACAACUUCAUAAUCUUCUAGUGAUUCUGAGGUUAAAAAAAGAGUAAAGGAAUAUAUAUGUGGAGAUUCCCUAUGUCGAAAGAAAUAUGGAACGAAUGCUGCUCUGUAUACUCACAUCAAAAAUAAACAUCUUGGAGUUACACCUGUAUGAAUUAAAUAGGAUGAUAGAGUGGAACAAAAAGACCAUCAUCAGAGUCUAUAAAAGGAAGGAAGGGGAGACCUUAGUAAUUAAAAGCCGAGAAUAAACAAUAGGAUAGUAUUACAGAGGAGAAAAUAAAGGUUGUUAAAAUAAUGAGUACUUAAUCAUUUCAAGAUUUCAUAUAUUUAAUUGGAUAGAUUGGAGAUCAUUUAUUAAUUAGAGAUUAAGAUGAAUAAUAUCGUUAUAUUUAGAUUGAAGAAUUAGAAAAAAUAAAGAAUGAUUGUGUAUUAUAGUAUUUAAUAAUGAUAGAUUGGGGAUCAAUUAUAAUUGCAAGAUUAACACAAAUAAUUUAUGAUUUAAUCAUCUCCCUUUUGGAAACCUGAAUACUUUUACUGUAUAUAUUAUUUUAUAAUAUUUUCCUUCAACAAAGGGUGUUUUUAAGGUAUUAAUUAAUAAAUAUUGAUGAGCUAAAAUAAAAGGUUGA
Paramecium pentaurelia is the source of this 628-nucleotide messenger RNA. NCBI's taxonomy places the organism in Eukaryota, Ciliophora, Oligohymenophorea, Peniculida, Parameciidae. The record is from the annotation of a GenBank genome assembly.